UCGCAGCUGGAUGACGACACGAGCCGUGGUGGUGCUGGUUUGCCACGUCGGUCUCCGUGCAGCGCACUUACACUGUUGCUCCUCCAGCCCCGUGCCAACUUUUAGACCCGUUUUAUGUUUUCGGGCGAGGAGAAGGCGACCCCCCAGCGCCACCGUUGCCGUCGGAAGUCGUCGCCACGCCCGCGUAGUGUCGGUUGCUGAAGCUAGAAGGUGGAGAAAUGCCCGUCGCUGUCUGGACUCGCCACACAACUGACUGAUGCAUCCUCGCUCGGCUCAGUUCAGCCCCCCCGCAUGUUGUCGAUGUUGUUGGCCUUGCAGUACAUGGUGGGUUUCUGAGAGGAACGGUGACUGGCGACCAUGCCAGGAGGCCGCAGGGGUCCCACCAGACAGCAGCUAAGUCGCUUCUCUCUGCCGUCCCUGCAGACUCUGGUCGGAGGCAACGUCAGCAAUGGCACGGGCCUCAGGAGCAGAAGCAGUAACUCUGUGGGUCUGUCUGCUCCGCCUAUUUCUACUCUCAUCACUCCGGAGCCGGUGCGUCACUCGAGGAUCCCCGAGCUGCCGUUGGACAGCAGCUUCCUGUUUGAGUUCCUGCUCUUCCUCUACCUGUUGGUCGCGUUAUUUGUCCAGUACAUCAACAUCUACAGGACAGUGUGGUGGUACCCCUACAGUCACCCCGCUGCCUCUACCUCGCUUAACUUUCAUCUAAUGGACUACCACCUCGCUAUCUUCAUCUCUGUUAUGUUGGCCAGGAGGCUCGUUUGGACCAUUGUGUCGGAGGUGUCCCAAAGCAGUGGAGGAUCUCUGCUCCGCUACAUAGUGCUUAUCGCAGCUCGGCUCAGCUUGCUGACCAUGUGUGGCUGGGUGCUCUGCUGGACGCUGGUCAACCUGUGCAGGAACCACUCUGUCCUCAACCUGCUCUUCCUGGGAUACCCGUUUGGUGUGUACGUCCCACUCUGCUGUUUCCACCAGGAGGGAGGGAAAAGCCCAGCGUCGGGGUCUGACUGCGAAUACCCCGCUGACCACCAGCAGGCCGACCUCGUGGAGUCGCCGUUCUUUCGGCCGCGCGACUUCCUCUUCCUCUUGCGAGAGAACAUCAGAGAGCAGCUCUCCAGCCCCCCGCACAUGCCCACCCACACCUGCCCGCAGCACAUACACUCGGACACGCCCGAGCUGAUUCGAGCAGAAGUGGAGGAGCUGAAAAGCGAUUUUAACCGGAGAAUAAAAGAAGUGCUGUUCAACUCACUGUUCAGCGCUUACUAUGUAGCCUUCCUGCCUCUCUGCUUCGUUAAGAGUACACAGUACUAUGACAUGCGCUGGUCCUGUGAGCAUCUGAUAAUGGUGUGGAUCAACGCCUUUGUGAUGCUGAUGAGCCAGCUGCUGCCCCCCAGCUACUGCGACUUGCUUCACCGCUCGGCGGCUCACCUGGGUCGCUGGCAGAAGCUGGAGCACGGUUCAUACAGCAACACACCUCAGCACGUGUGGUCAGAGAGCACUGUUUGGCCUCAGGGGGUGUUGGUACGACACAGUCGAUGUCUAUAUAAGGCUGUUGGGUCCUAUAAUGUUGCUCUGCCCUCUGAUGUUUCCCACGCAAGGUUUUAUUUCCUGUUUCAUAAGCCGUUGCGGAUCUUAAACCUGCUGAUCGGGAUCGAGUCCAGUGUGGUUCUGUACCAGCUAUACUCUCUGCUGCGCUCUGAACGCUGGAACCACACGUUGUCCCUGGGCCUUAUUCUCCUCUGCAACUACUACGUGCUUUUUAAACUUCUCCGAGAUCGCAUCGUGUUGGGCAAAGCCUAUUCCUACCCUCUUUCCUCCAGCAGUUCUGGGCUCAAGUCACAGUAAAGGACACCAAGACCUCACCUACAGAUGCUGGAUGUGGAGCUGGGGGGGGUCAGAGGGGUACAGACUGAACUCAUAACUGUGUUUUUGAUACGGUUCUAUUUUUAAUGCGAUGUUUGUAUAUGCCUAUUUAAAAGAAUAUUUUUAUUUUGUAUACUAUUUCGUGUUACACCGGGCAUUACAGCUCUGAUGACGUUAGCAUGUUGUUAAGUUGUUGCCAGACAACAGGGAAGUCAGGGAAUGCCUGGGGGUGACUUUCACCAAAGAUAAUUUAAGUGCAAGUGGCCAAUCGCAGAUCGGGUGUGGCCCCAAGUUAUCAGUAAAUAAAGUGAGGAACUCGAGACGAGAGGUAGGAGACGUGCCUGAGAUCCAGUUUGUUUGUUUUUUUGUCUUUUUAUCUGUUUCAUCCCAGAACCUUUUUUUUUUUCCUGCAGGCAACCAUUUUCUUUGGUGGCUAUGAGUUUGUUAAUUUCAGCACCAAUUGCAGCAAUUUUUACCAACCCUUGGAUUCUGCUCUCAAAGAAGUUUGUCAUUUCGCUCAAAUGUACUUAUUGGCAGAGUUGUAUUAGAAAGGUCACUUGUUUCUUUUCUGGAUCAUAACAAAGUUCCUCAGUUUAUUCAAUAUAAAACGGAAGUAAAAGAACAAAAGGUAACAAAUUUCUCCCCUUGUGUUUUUUGUUUUAUAUUGUAUGUGGAUGUAAUGUGGGCCAUAUGUUUUCCAUGUUUUAUUUCAUUGACUCGGUUAAACUAAGCCACCCGUGGUGAUUCUAGCCAUAGGACCAUGAGAGGGCCUUCUUACAGGCUUACAACUAGGCCAAAAUAACAAAGUGUAAUCCUCAAAGUGACAAACGGUUUCCUGCAUCAGAAUCUUAGUUGGGUUUUUGUUUUUCAAUUCCAUCAAAACAAGGAUAACUGAUCCGAUUUAAGUCAGUAGGAAAGAUGAUUUGACCGAGGGGAAGACCCAGAGCUCGGUGGAGAGACUAUAUAUCCCGUCUGGCCUGGGUACCACUUGGGAUCCGCCCCAGAAUGAGCUGGAGGACGUCUCUGGGGAGAGGGAUGUCUGGGUUUCCCUAGUGGACCCGUUUCCCCUGCAACCUGAUCUCAGAUACAUGAUGACAAUGGAUGGAUGGAUAAAUGUUUAGUCCUGCUUGGCAUCAGUUAGAAUUCCAGCUGGUACCAAACCAUAAAAAAAAAAAUUCUAAUAAAUUUUUUUCCAAGAGGUGGUGGUGUUCAAGAGAUUAUUGCCAUUCUUAAACUCGGAGCAUAAAAACAAGGAUAAACAUUUAUUCUCACAUAUCUAAAAGUCUGAAAAGUCGGUACCGUGCAAAGGUGCAUUAUUCAGUUCAAAGCUCAGAUGUCCGACAUCAAUUUGACAUGCUAAAUUCAACUUUCUGUGUGACUGUAGGUUUCUGUUUUAUAGGUUGAAUACACAACACUUUAACUCCUGAAUGGGAGGAAAAUGCAACUUAGUAGUGGCAGAUAAAGAUGGCGCAACACCUUACCUUUUUCCCACUGUAAAAAAAAAAGAAAGAAAAAGCUGUCAUCACUCUGAGCAGGAUUUACCAGAAGCUACUGUUUGAUAGGGAUGAAAGCCAAGAGGAAGCUAGCAGGAAAUACUCGUGUAGUUCCCAUAUGCAAAGUUACCAAACAAAGCUCACGUUUUACUUUGUCUCACUUGUUGAACACCUUCAUACCGUACACAAUUGCUUUUCCUUCUUUAGUUUCAGUAUUGAGAAGAAAAAUGCAGAAUUUUCAAUUAAACUCGACUGAAAAUGCAAAAACCGGUUUUCCUCUUAGGUUUGCUCUUUGGUGCUGAUGUGUUUCACUUUUUUUUUUCACACGAAUGUAGUAAAUAUCAGCAACAAACUGGCUCUGCUGAGGUGGCAUGUUUGUUUAGCUGAUUCCAACCAGCCUUAAGAGCACGGUGAUAGAAAUGCUGGUUCUGAUUGUUGUGGUUCUACCAUCUUUCACUUGCCCUUAACUUAGUAAAAUUGCUACUGAUGUAUCAUUUUGAAAAGGUCAAAUAACGUGGCUAUGCACCUUUUAAAGGUUUUAGAUUCAGCAUCUUUUUCGGUUACUGAAAUGUUUUAUCUUUACCCCUUUCCAAUUGGUGAUUCCUAAAAUAGGUGGAAAAAAAAGGUUCGAUCAGUCUGUGUGUUAACAGGAAGAUCUCAUAUUUACCUUGUGAUCCAACUUCUGUCAAAUGUAUUUGAUCUUAUCUGAGUUUACAUAAAAUUGUAUAAAGUGAU
This is a messenger RNA of Fundulus heteroclitus (mummichog), 4085 nucleotides long. It is a transcript of the gene tmem39a, whose product is annotated as transmembrane protein 39A. Gene Ontology annotation, cellular component: endoplasmic reticulum membrane. The transcript has 9 exons. Gene Ontology annotation, biological process: negative regulation of autophagosome assembly; negative regulation of autophagosome maturation. NCBI's taxonomy places the organism in Eukaryota, Metazoa, Chordata, Actinopteri, Cyprinodontiformes, Fundulidae. The record is from RefSeq and is a predicted model, not a curated record. Bases 358 to 1839 code for a protein of 493 amino acids.